This is a messenger RNA of Spinacia oleracea (spinach), 1421 nucleotides long. RefSeq names its product tobamovirus multiplication protein 1. The transcript has 12 exons. The record is from RefSeq and is a predicted model, not a curated record. Gene Ontology annotation, cellular component: plant-type vacuole membrane. The coding region runs from base 212 to 1090 and encodes 292 amino acids. NCBI's taxonomy places the organism in Eukaryota, Viridiplantae, Streptophyta, Magnoliopsida, Caryophyllales, Amaranthaceae.
CAUUCUAUGAACUAAUUUGCACAAAAAAAGUUACGAAGAUAGCUUUUAAUUAUGUUAAUUGCGAAUGAAAGGAAUACAAGCUUAAGUAUCCACCAGUCAAAGCAUGUAUUAACCUUGCAAAGAAUCCACAAACAAGAAUCUACAAGACUGAUUGUGUUUUACCCAGAAAAAGAGUUCUGGGCAACUGAAAAGAUCAAGUGGGGGUUUAACAAUGGCUUCUGAAAUUGAUGAAUGGGUGAAUAAAAUUGGUGAUGGGAAGCUAAACAUGUUGAUUACAAGCUGGUGGGAAGAAAUCAAUGACUCAGUUGGGUGGCAAGAUGCCAUCUUUUUUACUCUUUCUGCUCUUUUUACCCUUAUCUCUUCUAUUGCUCUGGUUCAGUUAAUAAGAAUCGAGUUGAGGGUGCCUGAGUAUAGAUGGACUUUACAGAAGGUGUUUCAUCUUAUGAACUUCAUUGUGAAUGGAGUUCGAGCAAUUGUAUUUGGCUUGCACAAACAAGUAUUUAUUCUGAGUCCCAGGGUUCUAACAUUGGUGUUACUGGAUCUUCCCGGACUUGUGUUUUUCUCCACAUAUACUCUCCUUGUCCUCUUUUGGGCAGAGAUCGAUCAUCAGGCUAGAUAUCUACCAACUGAUAAACUGAGGCUUGUUUACAUAUUGCUAAACGCUGGAAUUUACUUCAUACAGGUUUGUAUCUGGAUUUUUCUCUGGUUGUAUAACAAUGAAGCAUUGGAAACUGUAGGACGGGUCUUUAUUGCAGCUGUCUCAUUUGUUGCUGCGAUCAGUUUCUUGUUUUACGGACGAAGAUUGUUUGUAAUGCUGAGACAGUUCCCAAUUGAAUCUAAAGGGAGAAGUAAGAAGUUAUACGAGGUUGGAUCAGUCGCAGCCGUAUGUUUCACCUGCUUUCUCAUAAGAUGUAUUGUGGUGCUCGUAUCUGCAUUCGAUGUGGAUGCUUCCCUCGACGUGUUGGAUCAUCCGAUUCUAGACUUCAUUUACUACACGCUUGUUGAGAUCUUACCUUCAGCACUGGUCCUUUUCAUCUUGCGGAAACUGCCUCCGAAAAGAAUUUCAGGCAUAUAUCAUCCGAUAUGUUGAAAUGAUGCGAAUCAUCUUCAUCCGAGAAGCGAUUCUUCUCCAUUUAUAACUCUAGAAACUUAACAAUAUUGAGCUUCAACUAAUUGAGCCGCAAAAGUAGUUCAGGAUUAUUGAUGUGGAUGAUUUUGUUUUGUUAGCAAAUAACUAACUCUUUGCAGCCAAAUGAUGAGAAGAUUUACUACAAAUUUUUGUAGGGUUUUUAUGGGGUUUUGGUAUGUAACUAGAAGGGCAUUUUUGUUGUUAAGGAUGAGUAUUGGUUUUAAAUAUUGAUGGCUUGCAGGGUCGGUUUUGUAAUUUCAAUUUUGGUACCCUGAGGUUUAUAUUUAUUUCA